AUGGAUGCCUUCUACCUCACCUUCAAGCUGAUCUGCCAGCUCUCUUUCUCUCACCUGUCUCACCUCUUCGGCGUCGCAUUCCUUCUUCUCGCCCUCGCAAUAUGCACAUAUUUCGUCACCUUCACACCGCUUGGCGGAAUCGAAGCAUCUUCCCAUGGCGUUUCCGGCUCUGAUCAGUCGGUCAUCGACUUCCUCCACGAAGAGCACGGGCCGGUCGUUUGCGUCGCGCCUGGAUGGUACAGCAUAGGCGACCCUGAAGCCGCCGCCGCCCUGCUCAACGCCUUCACUCCCAAGGAUUGGCUCUUUAAGUGGUGCUCCGCAACACACAUUCACCUGUUCGGCUGGCAGUCGAAGCUGCACACCUCAUUCGAGAUGACCAAGUUUGAGGACAUAGACGCGAAGCCGUCGCAGUCAUCUCCUCACAUCCAAUAUGAGUCACAUCUCGACAACUGUAUCACCCUGUUUCAUGCAAAACUGUCGGAAUGUACUGAAGCUGUCAACUUAUCACACUGGAUCAACUGUCUGGUUUGGGACGCCAUGAGCGCUGUCACGGUCGGCCAGCCAUUUGGGUUCUUGGGGAGUGACAGCAGGGAUGUCCAAGACCUCAUCGAGAGACUUGCGAAGUGGAAUGCCGAAGCUCCACCCCACGGUCUGCCUGCGUUCAUGCGCCGUCUUGCCUUCCUCCUUGGCAACCUACCUACGGAUCCAGAUUAUCUCGAGUCUUUCGUCAUUGCACAACUCCAGCAGCGUCUCAGCCACCAAGUUGACACAGAUUAUACGGACGUGUGCGACGUACUGGCGAAGUGCGUGGAUAAGGCUGGGACAGAUGGUCUCUACAGCAUAGUCAUCGCAUGCGCUGCAAGUAUCGUUGCAAGCUCUACUGCGACAGCCAUGGGCAUCAAAUCGGCACUGUUUCAUAUCUACACCAACUGGCGCGUAUUGGAUAACAUGCGCAGGGAACUCAAGGCCAAGGAGAGGGAGGGUUCACUGUCCGACAUUAUCACACUUCAAGAGGCUGAGAGACUUCCGUACCUCCAAGCAGUACUCAAGGAAGCUCUGCGAAUGCAUACUGUUAGUGGCUUGCCACCACACGUAAUUGAAACAGACGAAAUCAUAAAAGGCCAUGAAAUCCAACGCGGCUCCAAGAUCUCCAUCAGCUCUGCGGCCAUAUACCGCAAUAAAUCUAUCUUUGGCGAUGAUUCAUCGACAUUUCGACCAGAGCGCUGGCUCGCUGUGACUCCGGAACGCUUGGAGGGAAUGAAUCUUCACUUGAGACAGUUCGGCGGCGACACCCUCGAUCUCAACCUUGCCGGCAUGGUGAAAGUCGUUCCGCAGAUCAUUCGCCGUUUCCACGUCGAGCUCGAGCGCGGUGUAUCCAAGGAUGAUUUCUGGGCAGUCGGCUUCCAAAACUUCAUGUGUAAGAUCAAGCCGGGUAACCUCGGAGUGACACAGCACUAUGUCAACUCUGGCCAUAAAUCGCACAAUCAAGGUGACCACUAUGACCAGCGACAGGGCCAGACUCGGGGCCGUGGUCAGGGACGUGGCGGCCGUGGCGGCCGUGGAUUUCACAAGAACUCACGCUCAAACCAAUGGAACAGCAGUCCAACAGUCGCAAAGGACGACACCAGUUGCAAGCCUGCCCCGCAUCCUCAGCGAUCGAGUGGACCCGCCCCUGCUCCCGACGCGGCUCAAAAGCUGUCAGCUUGGCACGCCCUGCCGACUGAGCUGAAGGCGACAGAAUCCGCCCUGGCUGCUGCUCGGUGGCAAGAGGUGCUGGCUGGCCAGCCCAAAAUCCCAAACACGGCUGCCAUCGAAGAGAAAUUCAUACCGAUCAAAGUCCGUGACGAGACCGCCACCGAGAAGGCCGUGGACCAGAAGGAGAACGUCCAUCUGUAA
Coniosporium apollinis CBS 100218 is the source of this 1896-nucleotide messenger RNA. RefSeq lists its product as uncharacterized. NCBI's taxonomy places the organism in Eukaryota, Fungi, Ascomycota, Dothideomycetes. Gene Ontology annotation, molecular function: iron ion binding; heme binding; monooxygenase activity. The record is from RefSeq and is a predicted model, not a curated record. Bases 1 to 1896 code for a protein of 631 amino acids. The transcript has 6 exons.